AUGGACUCGACAAAAGAAGUUAUCCGAAAGCUAGCCAAGCUCAACAUCGACCCUUGCGCCCCAACACCGGGUCAAGAACUUAGCGCCUCCCAUCCACCCGGCCCAAAUCAAAGACCAGGUCCCCUUGGUCCUGCUUCCCAAGCUGGUUUCCAAACACAAAGCGGCACACAAUUCAGCCCCAUCAUCGACAAACGAACCAAACCAGAAGAAGUUAUCGCGACUGCAACUUGUACCGACCCGGAGAGUCCCAAGAACAUCAUCCCUUUGCGCAAACCCGUUAGGAACAUCUCCCGUAACCUCGCCGAAAGUCUAGCCAAGGGCGUUAAGCCUCGCAACUCCGACGACCGUCCGCAUACCACCAGCAUCACCAAAUGCCGUGAUAGAGUGAGAGUGGGCGUCGUCGACUUUCUUCGACGCGAUGCAUCUAAAGGGCUCAAGCGUUGGUUGAAGGAGAAGGAGAGACGUCAUGGCAGUACAAGAAGGGCCACGAGGGUCCAUAGAAGAGGUGCCUUCAGUGAGGGUAUGAGGAAAGGGCUGGGGUUGAAGUUGAAGAGGGAGGAGGCUAACUUGGGGCAGUUGGAGGUGAUCAAGGAGGAAGAAGAGGAGGAGGAUGGAGAGGAGGAGGAGGAUGUGAAGAUGGAAGAAGACGUGGAAAUGGAAGAGGAUACGGUCAUGAUGGACUGA
Messenger RNA from Neurospora tetrasperma FGSC 2508, 684 nucleotides. RefSeq lists its product as uncharacterized. The record is from RefSeq and is a predicted model, not a curated record. The coding region runs from base 1 to 684 and encodes 227 amino acids. Lineage: Eukaryota; Fungi; Ascomycota; Sordariomycetes; Sordariales; Sordariaceae. The transcript has a single exon.